This is a messenger RNA of Moneuplotes crassus, 906 nucleotides long. The record is from the annotation of a GenBank genome assembly. NCBI's taxonomy places the organism in Eukaryota, Ciliophora, Spirotrichea, Euplotida, Euplotidae.
UUUAGAUAAAACUUAAAUAGUAAUGGAGUCACAACAGAAUUUAUUAAUUGAGACUGAUCAGCUUGCUGAGCUCAUUGAAAGCAGCCCAGACAACCUCAAACUUGUUUGUGGCACCUGGAACUUAGGUCCAGAUGCCAAAGAUCCUAAAGAGCAAUUCAACGAAGCUCACAUUCAGGGUAGUGUCUAUUUUAGCCAUGCUGAGGUUGCUGAUACAUCAUCAGGAUUUCUCGCCACUUGGCCAUCAACUGAGUUCUUCAUCAGUGAGAUGAAGAGGCUUGGGAUCAAGAAAGAUCACACCAUUGUUGUCUACGACCAUGAAAAUAUCUUUUCUGUAUGUAGACCAGCAUUCAUGUUAAGAGCAUUCGGAGCAAAAGACGUACGUGUUCUGAAUGGCUGUCUUAAAAAGUGGAUCGACGAAGAGAGAAAAGUAGCAACUGGGUAUCCACAAGAUGUAAAUGAUACAUCAGACGAAGGAUAUGACUAUGAGCUCCACCAAGAUUCAGUCACUUUUUACGACUCUACAUUUGAGAAGGUAGCUGCUGUUGAGAAAGGCGAAACUGAUGAAUUUGAAUUCAUCGAUGUGAGAAAUAUAGACAACUUCGAUAAAGGACACCCUCACGGCUUCAAGAACUCAUUCUGAAUGAAAUAUCUAACUGAGGACAGAUCAACUUUCAAGCCUAAGGAAGAAAUAUCUAAGCAAAUGGAAGAUGAUGGAGUUGAUGGUAGCAAGCACAUCAUAUUUUCUUGUGGAGCAGGAGUCACAGCUUGUAUCAAUGAGUUAGCAGCAAAAAUAGCUGGUGUUGAAAAGACAUCCAUCUAUGACGGAUCUUUCCAAGAAUACUCCACAAAAGGGAAACCAGAUUAUCUCUAGAAUAGGGUUAUUAAAUAAAAGAAGUUUCUCAAAUA